Messenger RNA from Urocitellus parryii (Arctic ground squirrel), 684 nucleotides. RefSeq names its product ES cell expressed Ras (gene Eras). The record is from RefSeq and is a predicted model, not a curated record. Gene Ontology annotation, cellular component: membrane. Gene Ontology annotation, molecular function: GTPase activity; GTP binding. NCBI's taxonomy places the organism in Eukaryota, Metazoa, Chordata, Mammalia, Rodentia, Sciuridae. Gene Ontology annotation, biological process: signal transduction.
AUGGAACUGCCAACAAAGCCUGAUGUCUUUGACCUGGGCCUGGGCACAUGGAACCCCAGCUCAAAGGAGAGUCGAGAGGCUUGGUCACACCGCAAGGGUGUUGGCAAACGACUGCCUGAGUACAAGGCGGUGGUGGUGGGUGCAAGUGGCGUAGGCAAGAGUGCAUUGACCAUCCAGAUGACCCACCAGUGCUUUGUGGAAGACCACGACCCCACCAUCCAAGAUUCCUACUGGAAGGAGGUGGCCCUGGACCGUGGGGGCUAUAUUCUGAAUGUGCUAGACACUGCAGGGCAGGAAACUCACAGGGCCCUGCGUGACCAGUGCUUGGCAGUUGGUGAUGGUGUGCUAGGUGUCUUUGCUCUCGAUGAUCCUUCAUCUCUGACCCAGCUGCAGCAGAUAUGGGCCACCUGGAGUCCUCGCCACCCCCAACCCCUAGUCCUGGUGGGCAACAAGUGUGACCUUGUGACCACCACUGGAGAUGCUCAUGCUGCUGCUAUAGCCCUGGCUCAAAGCUGGGGAGCCCCAUUCGUGGAGACCUCAGCUAAGACCCGGCAAGGUGUGGAGGAAGCCUUUUCCCUGCUCAUCCAAGAGAUCCAAAGGGUCCAGAAGGCCAUGGCAGUGUCAUGUGAGGAGAAGUCCCAGCACCAGAAGGCCAUGUGCAGCUGUGGCUGCUCUGUGGCCUGA